This is a messenger RNA of Clarias gariepinus (North African catfish), 3342 nucleotides long. It is a transcript of the gene tril, whose product is annotated as TLR4 interactor with leucine-rich repeats. Gene Ontology annotation, molecular function: protein binding. The record is from RefSeq and is a predicted model, not a curated record. Bases 281 to 2560 code for a protein of 759 amino acids. Lineage: Eukaryota; Metazoa; Chordata; Actinopteri; Siluriformes; Clariidae. The transcript has 2 exons.
AAAUGACCUUUCUGACAGAGAGGGACUCCUCACUGGACACACCAAAAUAUAUACAUAGGCUAAAGAGCGCUGCAGAAUGAAGCCGGUACUCUCUCCUGGUCUGGACGCCCUGAUGUGGUUCUGCUUUUCCACUGGACAGAACGUGAGACGGGACGUGUGACAAGACGUGUGACAGGGCGAUGCCGUGUGAACCCUAAGGCUACAGACAAGGUGAUGGCGUGUGAUCCACCCAGGCCUCAGACAGAGUGAUGUCCACAGCUCCGGUGAGUUGGCGGUUACCAUGGCAACGCACACACUCUCUCACCUUGCCCUGUGGCAUUCGGGCACACUCUCGCUGCUGCUCCUGUGCGCUCACGCCGCCUGCCCCGAGCUCUGUGAGUGCCCACACCCACAACACGUCCUUUGUGCCAACCGUGGCCUGCACGCCGUUCCCGAGUGCAACCGGUCCGUGCGUGUGCUCGGCCUUGCUGGAAACUCUCUCUGUAACGUGAGCGCGCUCGCUUUGAAACGCUAUGACCACCUGACGCGUCUUGACCUGCAGUUUAACCAGAUCCGGCGCAUACACCCAAAAGCAUUAUCGCACCUCAUGGAGCUCGAGGAACUGUACUUGGGACACAACCUGAUUACGGAGCUGCAGCCCGGGACCUUCGGAACACUUCGGAAGCUUGCGGUGCUCUGCGGGAAUGAUAAUGUGCUCCGGGAGCUGAGAGCAGGGACGUUCGGGAAUCUCGAGGGUCUGGUCCGGUUACGGCUCGAUAAGAACUCCAUAGAGCUCCUGAGCGAGUCCGUUUUUAAACACUUCUCCAGUUUGAUGUUCCUGCACCUGGAGUCUAACCAGCUUCAACACAUCCACCAUGAAACCUUCUCCAGUCUCACCAAACUCCAGUUUCUGGAUCUCUCUAAUAAUAAGCAGACGCAGCUGCGCCACACAGCCCUGUUCUCCCAGCUCAGGUCUCUGGUCACCCUGCUCCUCUCCAGAAACCACAUCACACACGUGGGACCACAAGUGUUUCAGAACCUGAAAAAGCUCACCAAACUGUCUCUGAGUAACAAUAACAUACUCAGUCUGGAGAAUGGCACGCUGCAGGGCCUCACACGCCUCCGGGAGCUGGCAUUCGAUGGGAACGAGCUGACUGAGAUCCGGGCGGGCGUCCUGGACCCACUUACGCGCAUUGAACAGCUCAACCUCAGUAACAACCAGAUCACAUGUAUCGAUCCUGCCGCAUUCACGCGCCUCGCCUGGCUCAGGGUGCUGGAUCUAAGCAACAACCGGCUCAGGAGGAUUUCAGGCGCUGCUUUCACAUCAAACGCUGCGCUCUUUCAGUUGGACCUGAGUGGCAACCAGUGGAGAUGUGACUGUCAGAUGGAGAAGCUGAAGGAGUGGAUGGAGGAGACACGCACCCAUGGGAAGUUAAUCACAACGCUUGUGAGAUGCCAUCAUCCGCCUAGUCUCAAGGGGAAAUAUCUGGACCGUGUAAAUGACACAGAGCUGCUGGCAGAACGGAACAAAAGCAGGUACUGUCUACAGGAUGGUGUGGCAGGAGAUAAGGAGACACCACAGGUAUCAGAGGAGAGGCAGAGGAGAGGAGGAGAGAAAGAGGAGCACACAGUGGCCCUGGCUGGUAAGGAAGAUCACAAAAAUCCCCCCAAAAAGAGGAAUAAAAAAAGGAAACUUAGACCAAGACCUGCACCACGUGCUUCUGUGCAAGCAAGCCCCUCUGAGGCUCUUCUUGGAACACUGACAACAAAAAUGUUUCCUUUAAUGGAUAACAUCACCAUGUGGGAGCUAAAUGAUUCCCUGCAGAACCCCGGCAGUCAGAACCGCGUGGGUUCAGUGGCACAGACCGGCGCGGAGCGGUACGCAGCCAGAAGCGUGGAGGUGUCAGACGCGUGUCAGUUUAACCGUCAGUAUAUUGUAAAUGUGAGCGUGCACAACGUGACCUUUGACUCGAGCACGGUGUCGUGGAGCACACCUGCAGACACGCACACCGUCCGGGGCCGAGCUCUGAUGUUCCGAAUCCUGUUCGACCGCUUCGGCCACUCAGUCCGUUUUCCACGCUAUGUUUACACUGACGGCUCAGCUCGAGCGGUGACACUGCAGGAGCUUCGUCCGGACUCCACCUACAUCACCUGUGUGGAAAGUGUAGUAGACGGGGCUUUGUGCCAGGUGGCACCACGAGAUCACUGUGUGGGUUUCGUCACCACGUCGCCGUCGACGGAAAGCGACAUCAAACUUCAGCAUGUGACCGCGGCCGUGCUGACGGUCAACGCGUUGCUGAUCCUGUUGGUGGGCGGGAUUUGGCUGGGGCGUGUCCUUAGGAGGAGGCUCAAAACCCGGAAGUCGUCCACGCACACUCACGUGCGUCAUAUAUAUUCCACGCGGAGGCCCUUCAGGUCUGCCAUGGCAACCACAUGUGUCUCGUCCGAGUUCAGCGGGUAUCAGAGCGGGCGCCCUCUGGCCGAGGAGGGAGAUCUCAUCCAGUUCCCCGCUGAGCGUUUCUACGACAGCAGCUGCACUCGCAGAGACGACGGCUCUGUAAUACCGAGGUUAUCUGACUAAACUUGAGUUUGUAAUGUGAAAGUUUGUGUGUGUGUGUGUGUGUGUGUGUGUGUGUGUGUUCGUGUGUGUGGUAAAUGCUCAAAUAUUUAUACCAGGCAAUUAUUUCUGCUUGUGCUUCAGUAUCCAUGUGUGCAGGCAAUAACCAGACACAGAUAAACACUUGUCUCACUGUAAAAAUAUGAUAGUGGUGUAUAACUUCAAACGGCACCUCAGUAAACAUGACUCUGUCAGCUGAGGCUGUAACCCCUCCUGCUGGUGUGGAGGAGAAAAACACCACUGUCACUUGUACACACGUUUUUGACCUGAUCAUAAUCUUGAUAUUAAGUGUGUUAUGGAUGACAUUUUAAAAAUGUAUCUCAGUGACUUUGCUCAUUAAGUACUGCCUGUCAUUAAUCACAGCUUUAAAUUUAAAAAAAAAAGGGGAAAAUAUGCAGAUGAGCAAGUGUGUGUGUGUGUGUGUGUGUGUGUGUGUGUAAGUGAGAGAGAGAAUCUUUUUUAGUGGCCUAUAUACAGUAUUAGUGCUGAUUUUUAUGAUUUUAUAAUUGUUAUAUAUAUACAGUAGUACAGAAAAUGUGUGUGUGUGACGAAGAAGCUACUACUGAAGUUUAUGUAACAUUGAAGUGACCGAUCUCAUUUCUCUAACUUCAGACGUGUUGGAGAGAUGAUUUUAUAUGAGCCCCAAAAAUAGACAUUUUUCAGCGUUAUACUUACACUUCAAACAAUAAUCAUUUAAAAUUCAAAUUAUUUAUAAUAUAAGUAUUGAUAUUAAAAUUGGUGUAAGC